ACAUACUGAGAGCCCAGGAACGUCCCCUAACUCACUCUAGACCAAUCAGCAUCGAGAGUCUGGACCUGAAGGUGUGUUUAAGAAACAUGGGUAGAAUAUCAGGAAGCUGUAGACAACUCAGACUGAAGUUAGACUGGAGUGAACUAAAGCAAACAGUGGCCAUGGACAAACCAGUGUGCUUGAUUGACACGGCGUCUGAUGGGAAGCUGUGUGUCCAGCAGUCAGCGUUGCAGGUUCUGGAGCAGAUCCAGCAGCCCGUGGUGGUGGUGGCCGUGGUGGGUCUCUACCGCACCGGGAAGUCCUACCUGAUGAACCGACUGGCAGGGCAGCAAACAGGGUUUGCACUGGGCAGCACAAUCGAGUCCAAGACGAAGGGCAUCUGGAUGUGGUGCGUGCCUCACCCCACUAAAGCAGAAACCACUCUGGUGCUGCUGGACACCGAGGGACUCGGGGACGUGGACAAGGGGGACUCGAAGCAUGAUACCAAGAUCUUUUCUCUGUCUGUCCUUCUGAGUAGCACUCUAGUGCUGAACAGCCAAGGGACGAUCGACAACAGAGCUAUUGAGGAACUGCAAUAUGUCACAGAGUUAACGGAGUACAUCAAGAUCAAAUCCGACGAGGAUGAAGAGGACUCAGAGUUUGUCAAGUUCUUCCCCAGUUUCAUCUGGGCCGUGAGGGACUUCACCCUAGAACAAAAAAUAAAUGACAAAUACGUGACCGAGGACCAAUACUUGGAAUUUGCCUUGAAGCUGAAACCAGGCUCUUCAAGAACAGUCAACGAGUUCAACCUUCCACGACAAUGUAUCCGAAAUUAUUUCCCCACCCGGAAGUGUUUUACUUUCCCUUUCCCAACCGCCCCAGAGAAAGUGUCUCGUCUGGAGAGCCUGGAUCCUGCUGAGCUUUCCCCAGAUUUCCAGGAGGUCACGCAACGUUUCUGCAACUUCGUCUUUGACAAGAGUGAAGUGAAGAAGCUAAAGGACGGAUACACCGUCACUGGCAGAGUCCUGGGUCAGUUUGCGAAGACAUAUGUAGACACGCUGUCCAGCGGUAAGGUUCCAUUUCUGGAGAAUGCUGUGCUGGCGAUGGCACUGAUUGAGAACGAGGCUGCGCUGAAGCAGGGGCUGGAGGUGUACCAGACUGGAAUGGAGACGCUGAGGAGCUCCUUCCCUCUGGAACUGAAGGAGGUAUCAUCAGAACACCAACGUCUCAGCAGGACUGCAACACAGGUCCUAAUGAAGCGCUCCUUUAAGGACAGCGAGGGCACGUACCUGAAAUCUCUAGAGGAAGGCAUUAAUAAUCUCUUUCAUGGAUACUUGUGUCAAAAUGAAGAGGCUUCAAAGAAACGAUGUGAGAAUAUUCUGUCAUCCCUCUCUGGAACAAUGACAGAGAAGCUGAAGAAAGGAUCCUAUGCCAUUCCUGGUGGUUAUGUUCUCUUCUCCCAGGACCUUGAAGACAUUGUGAAGAAAUAUAAAAUACAAGCCCAUAAAGGAGUCAAGGCAGAAGACACACUUGAAGAGUUUCUGAAGCAGAAGUCGGUGGAGUCUAAAGCAAUUCUGCAGGCUGACAAUAAACUGACGGAGAAGGAGAAAAAAAUAAUGGAGGAAAGAGAGAAGGCCAUUCUCCUGGCUCAAGAAAUAAACACCAAGGAGCAGAAUCAGCGACACCUGGAAGAGAAGAUGGAAGCAGAUAGAAGGAGUAAUGAAGAGAGGAUGAGACAGAUGAGGGAGAAGAUGGAUGAGGAGAUGAGGCUUCAGAAAGAGGAGGCCGAGCGAGCCAUGGACAGCAAACUGAAGGAGCAGGCCGCUCUGCUGGAGAAGGGCUUUAAGGACAAGGCUGACAGGAUGAGCCAGGAGAUGGAGGAGUUCAAGAGGAAGAAUAAGAAAGCAGAGAAGGAAAAUGACGAACUGCUUAAAAAGAUGAUCGCGAACAUGAACAAACGACACGCUGAUACUAUGAAUCUGUUGAAGAAGCAACACAGCAAGCAGAUGGAGGCAAUCAUGAGCAUGCCGAAGCCAGAGCCCGAUCCCGGCUCUGUAAUCUUACGUCUGCUACUCGUUGGUCUCAGCAGCUUUGGCGGUGGCUCAUGUCCCCGUUAAAGCAGCCAUCUGUCCCUGGCAGACACUUUCAGCCAAAGCAAUGCACUAGUGAUGGAGGCUGCCAAUCAGGGUACCAUCCCCAUCAUCGGGAGCGAGUGGAGAUCAAUGUCUUCCCCAAGGAUCCUUCAACAAAUCUUCAAACUCUGAAACUUUUGAUUACAGGGGUGCUUCUCGUUUCUUCAGUUGUACAUGCUCAAAAAUCUUGCCUCAUCAUGGUGUUAUUAGACAACUGGUACAUCCUUCAUCAUAGCAGACUGUGUCUGGUUUAUGGGUAACAGGCUUGAGGAUGGAGGAGCGAGGACAUCAUCCGUUCGGAUAUUGAGUAGCACCUCGAGUCUAUUUCUUCACCUCAUACCUUCUCCAAUCAAACCCUUCCAAUCAGCUAAUGCACUGCCACGAUAUUUUCUGAUUAGAUGAAACAUUUUGUAAUCCUGUAAUUACUGAGUUUACUUUUUGAUCAAAAUAUUUACUUUUCUGUUUUAUAAAGCCAUAUGGCAGUGUCAGUCACUUUUCACUUCCAGAAGGUUGAAAGUCUGUGCUUUAGAUUACUUUAUUCAAUGUAUGUGUCGAGUUUUAAAAUACAGGUCACACUGAGGUGAUGUCAGGUCAAAUAAAAUACUCUACAAUA
Messenger RNA from Onychostoma macrolepis, 2724 nucleotides. RefSeq names its product guanylate-binding protein 4-like. The transcript has 10 exons. The record is from RefSeq and is a predicted model, not a curated record. NCBI's taxonomy places the organism in Eukaryota, Metazoa, Chordata, Actinopteri, Cypriniformes, Cyprinidae. Gene Ontology annotation, molecular function: GTP binding; GTPase activity. The coding region runs from base 87 to 2096 and encodes 669 amino acids.